AUGUUAUAUCCGCCAUUUUCUCCCACGCCGAAAAGAACCGAUGUUUUUACCAGUUUGACGUCAAUUUGAUCUGUUUAUAUAAACACAUAACCCAAACGAUUGCAGAAAAUGGAAGCUGUUAGAGCUUUCAACAAUGAGCUGUCAAGCUUGUAUGAGGGAAAGCCGCCGGUAUCCCGGGCGAAGAUGUCAACUCUCACCAAAACUGCUAUCAAGGCUAUUAAGUUCUACAAGCAUGUUGUACAGAGUGUGGAAAAGUUUAUACAAAAAUGCAAACCGGAGUACAAAGUUCCUGGCCUGUACGUGAUAGACUCAGUGGUUCGCCAGUCAAGGCACCAAUUUGGUGCUCACAAGGAUGUGUUUGCUCCGAGGUUUACUAAAAACAUCAUCAUCACCUUUCAGCACCUCUUCAAAUGCCCUGCAGAUGAGAGGAGUAAGAUCGUGCGUGUGUUGAACCUGUGGCAGAAAAAUGAAGUCUUUUCCAGCGAGAUCAUACAGCCCCUGCUAGACUUGGUUGCUGACCCCACCAAGCCCUCACUUAUUGCUGCAGCCCAGUCAGCAGUGGACCGAGUGUUGGCUUCCAGUGGGAAGCCUGGCGGUUCCCAGCAGCAGCAGCCCUCAGGGCAGGGAGAUGGCCCACAUGGCCAGAUGGCAGCUGAGAACAUGCUGGCUACACAGAAUGACAUGCUCAACACUGUUACACAGCUUCUACAAAACACCAACACGGGUAGCCAGAGCCUGGACGCCCAGCAGCAACAACUACAACAGCUACAGAUGCUACAGCAGCAACUUAUCCAGCAGACGGCUCUGAUGCAGCAGCCGAGCGGUGGGGCCCCCCUCAUAGACGCCAACCUCCUCGCACAGAUACAGACCCUCACAAACCAGCUCCUCCAGAAAACAGAGGGACGGACAGAUGAAGCCAGUGGAUUUAACAAGAAACUACUGGACUUUGACUAUGGAGAGAGCGAUGAUGAGGAGGGAGGAAGGCACAACAUACACGGGGAGGUGAAGACAAUCCUGAGUGACCAGAGCCUGAUGAAGCAAAUCAACGAGGUGUCCGCGACCAUCCAGAAGAACCAGCAGUACACCAACGAGCUCUCAGACCUUGAACGAAGACGAUUCCUCGAACAGCAGCAAGCAGAGUUUGACCAACAGAUUGCUCAGGACAUUAGUGGUGGUGGAGGAUUCCAGGGCCAGCCCCCGAUGCCAGAGGGAGCGUACCCAGAGGAGGGAGAAUACACUGAGGAUCAGCUGCAAGAUGAGGACUUCCGAGACCAUCAGCAGCUUCGUGGUCGGGAAGACAGAGACAGGAGGGACCGCCGGCGCAAGUCACGUGACGGGUCAAGGUCACCAAAAAGACGGAAAAGAUCAAGGUCACGGUCUCGAGACCGCCGCCCCCGUAGAUCACGGUCCAGAGACAGACAUAGGAGGUCAAAGUCAAAAGAUAAAGACCGUGAACGAGAGAAGAGAGAGAAGGAUCGAGAACGCAAAAAGAAGGGCAUUCCAGCUGUCAGAGCCAACUUUGUUACAAUCUGCACAACAACCAUAUGGAUCGGUCACCUUAACAAGUUUACCUCAGAGGAAGAACUGAAGACUGAGCUGGAGCGAUAUGGACCUGUCAUUAAUAUAAAUAUGGUUCCCCCUCGAGGCUGUGCGUACGUGGUGAUGGAGAACAGGAAAGAUGCCAACAAGGCCAUAGACCGCUUGAAGGGCUCCAAACUUAAAGGAAGCGCUCUCAAGACUGCUUGGGCCCAGAGUGGCAGUAUACGGGGCUCUGCGUUCAAGGAUAGCUGGGAUCUGGAUGAGGGGGCCAUCUAUGUCCCUUGGGACAGCAUGCCCGCCGACCUCACCACCUUCCUUGAUGGGGCCAUUAUUGAUGCAGAGUCCCUACCAGAACACCUCAAAGACAUUCCCUGUGAGCGUACGAAGGGAGAUAUCGAAGCAGCCUCCGCACCGCCACCCAUGGGUCAGCCCCCUCCUCCCAUGUCCAGUAUGGCCAACGUCAUGCCACCACAUAUGAUGGGUAUGAUGGGAGGUCCUGGUAUGCCAGGAAUGAUGGCAGCGGGGAUGAUGAUGCGCCCCAUGGUGCCGGCCAUGCCUCCUCAGCCCUCAAUGCCAGCCCUACCCCCCGGCCAGCCCCCCACACCGAUGAUGCAGGCCGCCCCACCUGUACCUAGCAUGCCCAACAUUAGACCACCGAUGACAGGAGGCAUAGCUAACAUGGCCACUUCAGCUGCCGCAAACUCCCUGGCCCAAACAAUCCAGAACAUCAUGUCCACUACCACAGGUGUGUUGCCCAAUUCCCCAGCUGUUCCACCAAGGCCCUCAGGGUUCACAGGGACCAGUCCCCAGGUGCCAAGAUACAGCUUUAACCCCAAUAUGCCUCCCCCAGGCUUUAGAAUGCCACCGCCUGGGUUUCAGGGUGCACUUCUCAACCCCAUGAUGGGAGGCCCUGGUGCAGGGGGUCAGCCUUCAGAGGUCCCAGGGGGAGUAGGGCCCAGACCACCCAUGGGGCCUGGGAUGAAUGAGAGACCCCCACUACCACCUGGACCACAGGGGCCCAAACAGCCGGAGAUGAUGUGGCCUCCCGACAGCAAUGAAAUGGAUGAAGACAUAGAUGAUGAUGUUGAAAUGGGCAAUCAAGGUCCUCCAAACAUGAACAAUAUGCAGUCACCAUUUGGAAGAGGCAUGAACAGGCCUCCAAUGGGAGGACCAGAUAUGGGGGGACCUAGGGGAAUGAGACCGCCCGGGGGGUUUCAAGGAGGAAUGCCUAGUCCUGUGAACCAGCCUUGGGGUAUGAACAAUAGAAUGGGUGGACCCAGAGGCAUGGGCCAUAGGGGAGGACCCCACAACAGGUUUGGUGGACCUCAGAAUAUGGGUGGACCAAGGGGAGGACCUCCUCCAUUUAUGCCUGGAGGUGGCAGAGGGGGAUUCCAGCCAAGAUUUAAUCAAUCAGGAAACAGAAACCAGGGUCCUGUCUCCCUCUUUGACUUGCCUGAUAUUCAGCCUAAGUUUGACCGACGACGCCCAAACAGUUUUGAGGAGGAGGAAGCAAGCUAUGGUGAAAAUGAGAAUUAUAAUGACAAUGAUAACUAUAAAGGAAAAUAUGAUGAAGGUUACAAUGACGAGUAUUCAGAAGAAAAACAGGAUAUGUCUCAAGAGCCACCGGAAGAGAAAACAGAAGAACCUGAGGAGCAGGCACGGAGUAAUGUUUACCCAUUUAAUAAUUGGUCUGUUGUAAAACAUGGCAAAAGUGAAAGUAAACAACUUGAAACUGACAGUGGUUCAGAUAAUCAGGGUAGAGAUAGAAGUCGAAGAGACAGAAGUCAAGAACGUGAUAGAGAUAGAGACUUUGGAAGAGACCGUGGCAGAGAUAGACCUGAUUCAAGAGACAGGGAUCGAGACCGGCGAAGAAGUAGGGAUAGUUCUAGAGAUGGUGAUCGCAGACAUCGGGAUGACUCUCGAGGAGGCCGGAGAGAUGAUAGAGAAAGGUCUCGCAAAAGUAGGUGGGGAGAUGCACUGGAAAUCACUGAACCUGCUGAUACAGCUAAUAAUAUAGACAAAGAAAUGAGUGUAAAUGAGGCUGCAACAGAUAAUAAGACUGGAAAUACAGUGACUGAAUCUACAAAUGUGGAAACGACUAUUAAUGAAAGUGAAUCAAAUAUAAAUGAUACACAAAAUGAAAGUGUAUCUAAUACUACUAAUGAUAAACAAAAUACACAAAAAGAAGGAACUGUAGAUGCGGAAGCUCCUUUAAAUGACAUUGUGAAUGAACCUGUUACCAACGAUACAGGAGAACCAGUUGCCAAAACUGAUACAGAAGCUGAGCCUCCUAACAUCGAACAUCAGCGAAAUGUGGAACCUGAGCCAAGUCAACAAUCUGAGGAAGCUUUUCAAUCUAAUGGAACCUCACAGUCAAUAGAGACAGAGGCACAGUCAACAGAAACACAGGAGGCAGUUAACAGUGAACCUAGUGUAGGAAGUGAAACUAUUGGGAAAAAUACAGAAAGUGUAGUCCAGAAAGAACCAAAGCUUGAUUUAGAAGAAGGGGAAUUAUCAAGUUAAUGAUAAUGACAUCAUGUUGCUCAUCUGUGUUCAUUAUACUAUUACAUGUCAAUCAAAUAUCAUGGUUACGAAAUGUUAAUUGUUUUUCUCAAUUACUAAGCAAGUGUUGAUUCUCAGAAAUUUACGUGAUCAUGUUUCUUUUUCAAAACUGGAGUUUGGAAGAAAUCAUUUUUUUAUUGUCAAAUUAUCAUUAUAUGGUUUCCUUUAUUUUUGGAUGCCUACUUAGUUACAAGUUGUCUGCGAACCAAUGUCUACACAUUUGACAGAAGACCAUAUUGGUUUUCUUACAUGAAAGAUUGAAAUCAGGUGAUAUUGUUAAAUUGUACAGAAGUAAUUUUAUUUUUAAUUCUGCAUGCAUUUGUUUUUUAAACAGGGCAUGCCUUACUUGUGAUCUCUCCGAUUCGGGAGUAAAAUAAAAAUAUGUAAAAAGCCCGAAAAUGUCUUCUUUCUGCCAUAAAAAAUAUUUUGUAAUUGGAAAAAGAAACAUAUUUUCAUUAUUCUGGUUAUUAAGAAUAGAGGUGAAGAAGAUGUGAUAUUAUAUGAGGUGCAACACCGUCACGUUUGUGUUUGUAAUAACAGGUUCAUGUUAUGGAGGCAAUGUGUACAGUGGUGAAAGGGCUGAUUUAUGAAGUGUUGAUGGAGGUAGUAUGUUAUGAGGUAAUCAAAGACCAGCGGGUUGGAAGUGUAUAUAGUGCAUACAUUUUGCCUGUUCCAAAUGUUGGUUCUUGUAAAAAAAAAGCUGCUGGUAUUAUUAACAGAAUAUUUAUAUUAUGCUAUGAAAUUCACCAUGGCUGUGUAGAUCGCACAUAUUGUGCUGAACUCGUAGAGAUUUGAAACAUUGCGCAAUUAUUAUGUGAACUUAAAGAGACAGUGAAAAUCAUCCAAGGUAGGUGACUUGCCAAUUCACAAGUGUGGAACGAAGGGAAGAGACUCAUCCGAUGCCUGCGUAUGUAGAAGGACUUUAUACAAGACUUUAUUCCUUGCGUGUCUGUGCUAGCCUAAGGUAUGUUGUUUGUACUGUAUGAAAUAUUUCUGCUUGAUUUGUAUGAAUGUCACCUCAAUUGUUUUUAUUCCAAUUACUAUUUUGACUGUUUGGUUGCAAUAAAUGGUGUGUAAGGUAUGACAAGUGGCAUUCUAUC
Molecule: messenger RNA, 5201 nt
Organism: Mya arenaria
Lineage: Eukaryota; Metazoa; Mollusca; Bivalvia; Myida; Myidae
Product: SR-related and CTD-associated factor 4-like
Exons: 18
Coding region: 109-4062 (1317 amino acids)
Cellular component (GO): nucleus
Molecular function (GO): RNA binding
Source: RefSeq, a predicted model, not a curated record